UGAGCGUGAAGUUCGUUGAGCAAGAGAAGCAUGGCGGCAUUGUUACGUUAUUCGACGAGGUUGAUUCGACCUCUAAGUAAAAUACGCUCGGGUCAUCGGCUUCCCUUGUCAGCAGCGUUUAUAUCGACGUCCCCUAAAAAUAAAGAUGUUAUUACAUCUUUGGAUCCCAUGAUAAGAGAAAAAACUCCUGAAAUUAAGGGACUUGAGAAACAUUUCGAAAAUAUUGAUGAAAGCGACGACAAGAACUGGAUUACCUAUGGUUAUGAUUUUGUUGAUAAAGACCUGGAUCGUUUUAUCCACAACAUGACCAUGUUUCUCUCAAUAACGCUAUGUCUUGUGGGCGGAACCUUUUUGCUAGCAUAUCUACCUGAUCGGAGGUUGACAGAAUGGUCUCUACGAGAAGCUUACCUGGAGCUAGAUCGCAGGGAACGUGAUGGUCUUGAUUUAAUAUCACCUGACCUCUUACCACCUGAAAGUAUAGAACUGCCGCCAGAUGAUGAAAUAACUCAAGAAAUCAUAAUUUAACAUUGUUCAGCUGAAGGAGACAUAAAUGAUGAAGGAACGAGAGAGUAUAGACAUAUAUGUGGUGACAGAAUGUCCCUUUACUCUCAGGAUUAGUUAAGACUGUGUAAGCGAUGUCAGACAUGUUAGCUGGAACGUUGUGUUUUUUUGUUUAUUUUUU
This is a messenger RNA of Octopus sinensis (East Asian common octopus), 682 nucleotides long. Its product is annotated as NADH dehydrogenase [ubiquinone] 1 beta subcomplex subunit 11, mitochondrial. NCBI's taxonomy places the organism in Eukaryota, Metazoa, Mollusca, Cephalopoda, Octopoda, Octopodidae. The record is from RefSeq and is a predicted model, not a curated record. The coding region runs from base 31 to 525 and encodes 164 amino acids. The transcript has 3 exons.